AUGGAGGACAACUGGACGUUUGACGAUGUGAUGUUUUAUUGCCGGAGCCUGGAAGAGUUCAACUCGGAUUUUGAUAUUCCAAAGUCCCAAGUAGCAUGGGUAAAACGGUUUAUACAGCGCUACGCAGCACGUGUCCCCCCUGACGAUGGCGGUGUACCCUCUACUGACGGCGGUGUAACCCGUGGCGAUGACAGUGAGCACGAGGAGAAUGGAGGUGCUGGCGGCGUAACCCCUGGUGUCGACAGUGAGCGCGGUCAAAAUGAUGGAGUAACCGCUACUGAUGAUAGAGUAACCCCUCGUGAUGGCGGCGUAACCCCUGGUGAGGACAGUGAGCACAAGCAAGAUAAUAGUGUAACCCCCGGUGACGGCGCUGUACCCUUCGAUGGCUGUGGAGAUGAAGACAGCGAUGAAGACAGCUACGAUAGCGCUGGAUCGGAUGAAAGCGAUAGCAGUAGCGAGAGUAUGGAUUGUAACGAGUCCGAAGAGAGCGAGUAUGAGGUGCCUACAGCUGCUAAGAAGACUUCAUUGCCUCGGAGGCAGUCUCCUACCAGGUCGCGGAAGCAGAAGCCAAUAUUGGAGUGGACGCGUGGUGAUGAUACGAGUUGGAUCUAUCGCGAGGGCCUGGACAGCCUAAUGCCGCAUCAGACUUUGACAGAGUCCGCCGUUGAUUAUUUUGUGCAUGGUUUCUUUUCCGAACGAUGCAAGCCGUGA
Messenger RNA from Phytophthora sojae, 711 nucleotides. RefSeq lists its product as hypothetical. The transcript has a single exon. NCBI's taxonomy places the organism in Eukaryota, Oomycota, Peronosporomycetes, Peronosporales, Peronosporaceae. The record is from RefSeq and is a predicted model, not a curated record. Bases 1 to 711 code for a protein of 236 amino acids.